Molecule: messenger RNA, 3636 nt
Organism: Drosophila yakuba
Lineage: Eukaryota; Metazoa; Arthropoda; Insecta; Diptera; Drosophilidae
Exons: 1
Coding region: 2528-2875 (115 amino acids)
Source: RefSeq, a predicted model, not a curated record
UUGCGAGGGUUGGGAGGGGAUUGGGUGCUCUGCAAACUCUGAUUCCUCGGCUUUCAUCCGGUAAAUUGCUAAAUAAUUCAGGGCCCCUCGUAAAAGUACGGGUUGCGGUCUCCACUUGGCACCUCCGUUUCUACUUCUUCUUCUGCUUCCACUUGCACAGUGCGUUUUUAUCCGCUCGAGUGACUUUUGUGGCCCACUGUUUGUGCAGUCAAAUGUUUUAUGAGCAAUUGAACAGUUUAAUUGACUUUAAAUUGAGUUGCCUUCCACCGAAAAUUCAAAGUCAUGCUCACUACAAUGUCGAUUUAAUUGCUAGUUGCUUUUACCAAAAAUGUUAAGACAGCCAUUUUUUUGGUGGAACUACUCGAUGCCAGUUGCUAAAAAUUUACUAAAGUCAAAGCUAGAUUGUUUGUAUAUAUAACUAAUAUUUUUAAAAAGUGCUUCUAUUUAAAAUAUAUACAUAACAUAUACAAAUAGAGAAUUUCAUGAAUGCGUUGACCCAUUUUUUUUUUGGCAUCCUUUGCGCUGCAAAAUCAUUCAUCUUUGUCGUCUCACAUCGAAUUUAUCAAAGUCGUUGAUAAAAUAAUUUGACCAAUAUUGCAUAUGGAUGUGCACACACUUAUUGUGCAUAUACACAUCUAUGCAAAUGUAUGUGUAUGUAUGUACAUAUGUGGCUCAAAGGAGUCAACGAUCGGCGGUCAUUCAACUUUGGGCUUUUCACACUUGCCCGCACUCUUCUUUCGAUUUAAAGUGUCAAUUUUUUGUGGUGCUUUUUGCUUUUUGCUUUUGGCUUUCUGAUUUGAUUUUCGUACGCUAAUUCAAUUAGAUUUAUGUGCACCAUUUGACAUGCUCCCCCCCCUCUCGCUCGCACGCCGGUCACGCCAUCUCGCUCGCUCGUUCGCUCUUAUGCUCUCCGUUUGCAGUCGUAUGUUUAUUUAUUUCUGGACAUGUCGCUAAAUGGGUUUUCUUGUUUGUUCAAAAUCAGAUCAUGGCCAAUAAAUCAACACUCAAUUCGAUUUCGUGUGAGUGGGUGCUGUGCGGUUGUCAAGCAAAUUGAUUUGUCCAUUUCUUCGAGGGGUUAAACAAAUAGAAAUGCCAAUAGCAAUAGCAAUAGCAAUAGCAAUACCAAUACAAAAUAUAUACAUAUAUGGGAAUAGAUAGAUAGAAAUAGAAGAGCCGGCCAGCAGGUUAUGCAAAUCGCACAGGAAGGGGGCGGUUCGGGUUUUCCGUUCGCCAACUUAAUAACCGAAUCGCCUUAAAAGAAAAGCUAAAACCAAAACCAAAAACCAGCCCAAGGAGUCACAGUCAAAGUCAAGAAAAACUUGUUUUUCCACCGCCAAACAGCGGAAAUUGUCGAGUUAUUAUCGCUUUUUUUUAUUCAACUCUCCUAUUUUUGGUUCGCCUGCCUGUCUUUUAAGCUAAACCAAGUCAGAGACUCAUAAUUGAUACGCAGAAAGAAAGGGGAAAAAUGCGAGAGAUAGACGGAUAGAGAGGUGUGUUCGCUGCGAACCAGUUGGAAAAGUGAUAAUGAAUUCGAGGAAAACUGUGUCACGGAAAACCGAGCAAAAUUCAACUGGAAAACUGAGAAAAAUGCGCCAUUUUUUUUUAAAUUAAAUCAAUUAAAGCCCACUUUUUUUAUACUCCUUAAUGCACUAGAUAACAUUUUUUUUUUUCGAUUGUAAUUAGUUUUACAAACGAGUAACGGGUAUACAAAUUCGUUUUUUGCUAGGACAAUAUGGCAAUUUACUAAUUUUAAUCAUUUGUCAUAAAAUCAAGUAUACGCCCUGUGGGCUUUGCAAAACCAAGUGAGCUGGUUACUCACCCUUUGCAUUUAAUUAUCAUUUAUGAUACAUUCAGACAUUCAGAUCCUCCACAAUCAAUUGAAUUUCGCUUUUUUGGGAAAUACUCAGUAUUUGACACUUUGGCUCAUUGAAAUAAUUGAAUUUGAAACGAUAUCGAAUGUUCGAUCGUCCGCUUGGAUCGCAGUUGCAGUCGACCUUAUAAAGUGGGUUGUGGGUGGGGCUGGGAGGUGGAAGGUGGAAGGUGGGGCAAUGAGUCGGUGGAUGCUGAUGCUGAUUUAAUUAGGCACUCGAAUUGAGACUUUUGCUCAUUUUCAGCACGUACUGAAUCCAACGGCCAACGGCCAAUGGCCAAUGGAAAAUGCAACUGGCUCGCAUUGAGCCCGGUUAUGACCGUCCGACCGAGCACAGUGGUUCAAGGUCUAUUUGCGGCGGUGUAAAUGGCAAAAAACCGGUGGUCUGUGUUUGCUUACAUAUUUUUAGAUUUUUAUUUAAUUAUUCAAUUUGCUCAGGCACUUUUAAGUCGUUGAUUGUUGUUUUAUUUAUUUUGUUUUAGUGUGAAUCGUUUUGAAUCGUUUAAACUACACCCCUUUCAAUUAAUUAGCAAGUAAUUGAAUUGUGAGCUAAGAUACAAGCUCCUUAGUAACUGAUUUUUAUUUGUUAUAUACUUGUUCUGCUUUUGGCAUACCUUCCACAUCAUAUCCCCUUUAUUUAAGUCAAUUUGACCCAGUAUGCGGAAAGUCUGUGCAAUUUUCUGCAACCUGGCGCUUUUGUCUGGAGUCCCAUUGUCAAUAUGCCAGCUAUUGGGUCUCCAGUCGGUGGUCUUCGGUCUUCGGUCUUCGGUCUCCUGGAGUCUCUGGUCUCCGGUCCCUGGUCAUUCACAUUAUCGUUGCAUGUGCCGAGAGGUAACCCCGCAUGGGUGUGUUCGUUCAUCUUUAUUUCUUGUGCGUGCAAAAAUUCAACAAUUGCAGAAAUUGAAACUUUUGCCUCUUGCCGUUGUUGCCGUUGUUGUCGUUGUUGCCACACACAGAAACAUUGAAAGAAAACUUUCAGACAUGAAAAUCGUAAAAAUAAAAUGAAAUAACAUGAAAUGUGCACACGUUUGUCUGUUUCUGUUUUUCUGUUUUUCAGUUUUGCUGCUUUCUGUUUCUGUUUCAGUUUCUGUUUGAGUUGGAGUUUGUGCCCUGCAGACAGCCGCUUAAUAUGCCAAUGCACUUUUUCCGAGGGACGAAGUGCUUUUCCAGAUCCGGAUCCCAUAUAUGUACCCCCUUUCACCUACCCAUUUCACCAAACCCCCCCGUGUGUUCUGACUCACAUUUGUGUUUAUUUAAUCUUUCACCGGCAAAAUUGAUAUGCCCAAGUAAUAAACAAACAUCGCUGUGCGAAAGGAAAAACUAUGAAAAUAACACAAAUUGAAAUUUAUGUUUCAAUAUUUGUUUAAUGUCUCAAGAAGCGGUUUCUUUGUAACAAGUGGCUGUUCGUUCUGCACAACACAAAUCGAUUAAAUUUUAAAGGGCUAGCUGCAUCAGUAGUAGGAGCAUCAGCACUAGGAGCAGCAGCCACAGUAGCCGCAGCCAAAAGUCAGAAAGUUGAGCGUCCCUCUCCAUUUACUCACCCCUUUCCUCAAGCUCUCCUCUCUUUCAACGUCAGAGAUAAUAGUUGGUUGUAGCUCCUGGAAAAUAGCUAGCUCAGGCACUUUCUCCAGUAGGUCGAAAUCACAUUUUUGAUAUCCUCUGCUGCCACAUAAAAUCACUGCACCACUCACUCACAUUUAGUAUUUUUUUUUUAAAAACAUCGAAAAAGUGGUUUGCUUACGUAGGACUUUUGAGAAGCGCAGAGG